AUGUCUUAUGUGUUUGCCAUUAUCCUGCAACUUUAUACUGUUGCACAAAGGAUUCAACAAGGUCAGGGAGCAGUAUCACCACUAACUCAGGCAGUACAGCAGCAAGGAAUAUCGGUAACUUCAUCUCUGGACGGAAAUGGCACUUCACCUUCUCAUCAGUCAAUAUCUCAGUUUCACCUGUAUCAUUCCCUAUUAUUUAUUGUUGAUGCAUGUGAUCUGCUAUCUUUGUUAAGUAAUAAAGACAGCCAGUUAAAAAUUAUUGUUCCCUUACAGAUUACAAAAGUUACAAUGCAUACUGUUGCACAAAGGAUUCAACAAGGUCAGGGAGCAGUAUCACCACUAACUCAGGCAGUACAGCAGCAAGGAAUAUCGGUAACUUCAUCUCUGGACGGAAAUGGCACUUCACCUUCUCAUCAGUCAAAUACUAUAAGUAAUACAGAAGCCAAUGUCGUUGACGGAAUAAAUCUCGAAGAAAUCAAAGAAUUUGCCAAAGCAUUUAAAAUACGUCGACUGUCUUUAGGUUUAACCCAGACCCAAGUAGGACAAGCACUAAGUGCUACCGAAGGUCCAUCAUAUAGUCAGAGUGCCAUUUGCAGGUUUGAAAAAUUAGACAUAACGCCAAAGAGUGCUCAAAAAAUUAAGCCCGUCCUAGAACGCUGGAUGAAGGAAGCGGAAGAAAGGUACAAAAAUGGAGCGCACACCCUUACCGAAUUUAUUGGAAGCGAGACGACAAAGAAAAGGAAAAGGCGGACAUCCUUCACACCUUCGGCAUUAGAAUCGCUUAAUCAGUUUUUUGAUAAAAAUACUCAUCCUUCGGGAGCCGAAAUGACAGAGCUGGCUGAAAAACUGAACUAUGACCGAGAAGUAGUAAGAGUGUGGUUCUGCAAUAAGAGACAGGCAUUGAAAAACACCAUCAAGAAACUGAAAGGUGGAACAUUAUAAUGUUAGAUAUCUGUGCGAACGUGGGAAAAAUGCAAAGAAAAUUGUCAUGUGGAUUGCAUUAAUUUAAUUAGGCUAUACUCGUUUAUAUAGUAUAGUGUGAGAGUCGACAAAUUGUCGUAUUUGUAAUUUUAUUGACAAAAAUCAUCUGUAGAUAGUGCAUAAUGUAUUUGUGGAAAGUACAGUUGCCAUCUUAUCACAUAUACAAAAAAAACACAAAAAAAAAAAA
Messenger RNA from Centruroides sculpturatus (bark scorpion), 1168 nucleotides. Its product is annotated as POU domain, class 6, transcription factor 1-like. Gene Ontology annotation, biological process: regulation of transcription by RNA polymerase II. The record is from RefSeq and is a predicted model, not a curated record. Bases 1 to 942 code for a protein of 313 amino acids. Gene Ontology annotation, molecular function: RNA polymerase II cis-regulatory region sequence-specific DNA binding; DNA-binding transcription factor activity, RNA polymerase II-specific. The transcript has 7 exons. NCBI's taxonomy places the organism in Eukaryota, Metazoa, Arthropoda, Arachnida, Scorpiones, Buthidae.